GGAGCAGUCAGUUACUCUGCGGUGCCAGGGGCCUCGGGUCGUGGAUUUAUAUCGAAUAGAGAAACUGAAAACCAAGGAGUAUAAUGAUCAAGACUUUCGCCUCAUCCCUCGCAUGAAAAUAAACGAUGCCGGACGCUACCGUUGCUCGUAUCAGAAUGGGAGUCACUGGUCUCCCCCAAGUGACCACCUUGAGCUAAUUGCUACAGGCAUUUACAGUAAACCCUCACUCUCAGCUCAUCCCAGCUCAGCAGUCCCCCCGGGCAGGGACGUGACCCUGAAGUGCCAGACCCCCAAAAGUUUUAAUCAAUUUGUUCUAUACAAAGAGGGGGAUACUGGGCCUUACAAGGGAACCAAGAGAUGGUAUGGGGCUGAUUUCCCCAUCACCAAAGUGACUGCUGCUCACAGUGGGACUUACCAGUGUUACAGCUUUUCCAACUUCGACUGCUCUUAA
Peromyscus maniculatus bairdii (prairie deer mouse) is the source of this 451-nucleotide messenger RNA. NCBI's taxonomy places the organism in Eukaryota, Metazoa, Chordata, Mammalia, Rodentia, Cricetidae. The record is from RefSeq and is a predicted model, not a curated record.